AAAUAUUUAUUGCAUCCUUUGUCGCCAUCGUCACAAAGCCCAAGGCAGGAGAAAGGUGAACGAAAUAACGAAAAAGACUUUGCAGAAAUAUUUCUGUGUUUAUGAUAUAUCUGAAUCCUCAGUUAUAUGCAACAAGUGCUCACACAUCUGUUACAAAAAACGGAAUGAGACCACUAAGACUGAUAAACAGUGUGAUGAAGACGAGUACCAACCCCCUCCUAAAGUUACAAGAUCUCUACCAGAUAGAAGUCCUCCGUCAGUCAGGUUAGCUAUUCCAAGCACAAGCACAGGCCACUCGUAUUGUUUCGUUUGCAAAAGACCUGGACCAAAAUUGCAGGUGGCCUCUACAUAUACGCGAUUUAGAGCAUACGUUCAAGGAGAGAUAUUUAUUCCCCCCGGGUCUCGGUGUUGCCCUGUCCACCUUGAAAAAGACCAACUCUCAGCUGAAACGAUUGAGAAAAUCAGAACAUCAAAAAAUUCAAGUUACUUAAAUAGGUCUUCAGUUCUGGAGCUGUUACAACAGGCGAGGGAAGAGGUUUUGAGGAAAGAGGGUUCAAGACUGGACUUUGAUGAUCCGUCUAGUCUAGCUGACACUGAUUAUUACAAUCUGACCGGACUUAGCAGAGUACAAUUUGACGACUUGAUGUGCGGGGUGCAUAACAUACGGGCAACACAAACUAGGUCCAUCCGCACAUGCAUUGCAAUUCUCCUGAUGAAGCUGAAAUCGGGCUUGGACAAUCAGAUGCUAGCUACGCUGUUUAAUAUGACUAAAUUCCAGAUACGAAGAGCCGUGCAUUCCGCUAGACGAGCAUUGAUGAAGGACUUCGUUCCCCGAAAUCUGGGAUUUGCACACAUCACAAGAAAUGAUAUCAUUGACAGUCACACAAGACCACUUGCCCAACAGAUGUUCUCUACUGUAGGAUCGACACCUGCCAUAUUAGUCCUAGAUGGCACGUAUAUUUAUAUACAGAAGAGUGGGAAUUAUACAUUUAGCAGGAGAUCAUACAGUAUGCACAAGCAUCGCCCGCUCUUGAAACCCAUGAUGAUUGUUUCGACAACAGGGUACAUCGUUUCAGUCUUUGGACCCUAUCUUGCAGAUCCCAGAAAUAAUGAUGCCUUAAUUCUAAAUCACUCUGUUAAAUCAAAUACAGAAGAAAUGAAAUCUUGGAUAAGGGAAGAUGAUGUUUUUGUUGUCGACAGGGGUUUUAGAGACUCUGAGGACAUGCUGACAGAUUUGGGAAUAAAGGUCGAAAUGCCUGCUUUUCUUCAAAAAGGAAAGAGACAACUUACUACAGAGGAGGCAAACUGUUCUCGACUUGUGACGAAGGUUAGGUGGGUGGUGGAGUCAGUUAAUGGGAGGAUUAAGACAUGGAAAUAUCUCGGGAAGACUUUACCAAACACUCAAAUCCCAUAUAUCGGGGACUACCUACGAAUUGUUUGCAGUAUUUGUAACAAAUACCGACCUCCUAUUAAUACAGGCACUUUUGAAGACGAUCUUGCUAUAGCUACUAAGAUGACUAUGUUGGCAAAGCAAUCAAAUGAACUUCAGUCGUUUGUGCAGGAAAAUGGUCUGGAUAAACGGUCUAUGAAGUGGCAGAAGUUAGAUGCAGAAGAAACUAGUACAUGCAUUACAUUUCCUAAACUCACGGAAGACGAAAUCAGAGAGCUAACGAUUGGCGUGUAUCAGCUAAAAACAGCAAAAUCUUACUCAUCGGAGCAUUUUACAGACGAUGGAUCAUUUGAAGUUCUUGUCAGCAAUGAGAUUCCUAACAUCAUUAGUGCUAGAAUCCAAAGCCGCCAUGUUAGUUCUAAAAAGUACAGUCUUUGGGUAAAAUAUGACACUUCAAUCCUCUCAUGGUAUUGUACUUGUAAAAAUGGAGCCCGUGUAGUAGGCAUGUGUGGGCAUAUUGCUUGUGUUAUUUGGUUUUUAUCGUAUGCCAGGCAUCAAAAAGAAGAAGUCCGUGAAUUUGGAGUUCGAGACUGGACAGAAUUGGUAGAAGAUGCGGCUAGAACUGUUGACUUUUCUGACAGUGAAGAUGAGGUUCUAGUGGAGAAUCAGGAGGAGUAG
Saccostrea echinata is the source of this 2068-nucleotide messenger RNA. RefSeq lists its product as uncharacterized. Lineage: Eukaryota; Metazoa; Mollusca; Bivalvia; Ostreida; Ostreidae. The transcript has 4 exons. The record is from RefSeq and is a predicted model, not a curated record. Gene Ontology annotation, molecular function: zinc ion binding. Bases 644 to 2068 code for a protein of 474 amino acids.